Engraulis encrasicolus (European anchovy) is the source of this 2844-nucleotide messenger RNA. RefSeq names its product adenosine deaminase domain containing 1 (testis-specific) (gene adad1). Gene Ontology annotation, biological process: adenosine to inosine editing; RNA processing. Gene Ontology annotation, molecular function: tRNA-specific adenosine deaminase activity; double-stranded RNA binding; double-stranded RNA adenosine deaminase activity. Lineage: Eukaryota; Metazoa; Chordata; Actinopteri; Clupeiformes; Engraulidae. Gene Ontology annotation, cellular component: nucleolus; cytoplasm. The record is from RefSeq and is a predicted model, not a curated record. The transcript has 2 exons. The coding region runs from base 127 to 1740 and encodes 537 amino acids.
GACACUCUGGAUGGAUCAAGAUCCUGAAGGACUGUGCUGCUGGACAGGUCAGAAUUUGAGUUCGAUAAAUAAGCCUAAACAAGUUACAUCCUUCCUCAACACAGAGCUUCAAACUUCGGUCAUACAAUGCCAAAUGACAUGCAGCACAACAAAAGUUCUUCGUCUAUCCCUCGUUCUAACGGCGCCCAUGAGGAAUUUUUGAGAGAACGCUAUGCUAACAGGCCAAAGGUUGGUGCUACCGAGCUGAUUGCUAGAUACAGGCGUGGACAAACGAAUCCCGUGUCAUUACUGCACCAGCUCUCACAAACACUGGGGUUCACGUUGGACAUGAAAGAAACAGUCACCACAGGUAAUGUGACAACUCUAUACUUCGCUUACUGUGCUGUGAUUGAUGGCGUGGAGUACAAGACGGGCAUGGGAAUCAAUAAGAAGGAUGCUAAAACAAACGCCGCUCAGCUUGCUAUCAAUGACCUCAUUCCAGUCUUGGAAAACUCUGGAAUUGUUCACGGUACCGGAGCUGGACGAACAUCUGCGCCUCCCCCGUUACCCGUGAAAGAAGCACCCCAUUCAGAGCCUGCUCCAACAAGUAUAUUGACCCACGAGAGAAAGAAGAACCCGUUGGAAGAGCAAAUUAGAAACGCGGUCAAAGACUCUUUCACCAAAUUGCUAGAAAUGUGUCCCGAGUUUUCAGCUUAUGGAAGUACGGUGGCUGCGUUUGUUGCCCAGUCAUCCGCGGGUUAUGAGGUGGUGGCCAUAGGCACUGGCAGUUACAACACAAAAGAAACCAUCACAUCAAAUGGCCGCACUGUGAAUGACUCGCACGCAGUUGUGACAGCGCGUCGGUCACUGCUGAGGUACCUCUACCGAAACCUGCUGCUGUUCUUCAGCAAAACCACCGAGCUGCAGGAGAAGUCGAUUUUUCAGCAGAACGAGAAGACCAAGUUGCUGAACCUGAAGAGUGACGUCAACCUGCACCUGUACAUCAACCAGCUUCCCAAGGGCGCCGCUCAGAUCUCCCCGCACAUGCGCCUGAACCCACUCUCCAUGGCCGCGUGGGAGGUCAACAACCAGAUGAGCCUGCACCUCACCAUCGAGGGCAAAGUCUUCUCCGUGUUGUCGUCCACGGCGGAGCAGGUAGCCUCCAGGGUGGUCAGCAUGUCCAGCACCGACAAGAUCACCCAGUGGCAGGUGGUCGGCUUCCAGGGAGCGCUGCUGAGCCACUUCAUGGAGCCGGUCUACGUCACCAGCAUCCUCAUCGGCGACGAGAGUUGCACCAACCCGCGCGGCAUGGAGAUCGCCGUGAACCAGCGCGUGGACGGCAUCACCGCCAAGCUGCCCAUCUACUACUACGUGCACCGGCCGCACAUCAGCCUGAUCGGCAGCAUCACCUCGCCCGGCUGGCCGUCCGCCCAGCGCACCCUCAGCAUCAACUGGAGCCAAGGAGACAUCUCCAUGGAGGUGGUGAACGGACUGAACGGCAAGACCGUGGAGGAGUCGCCCUUCAAGAGCGGCCCCGCCAUGGCCAGCCGCCUGUGCAAAGCAGCCAUGCUGAGCCGCUUCCACCUGGUGGUCAAGGAGGCUCAGAGAGAGGAUCUGGGGAGCGCCACGUCCUACAGGGAGGCGAAGAUGAUGGCCAAACCCUACCAGGAGGCCAAGAGUGUCCUCAAGGCCUACCUGGCGGAGAGGGGCUUUGGCUCCUGGGUGGAGAAGCCCGCCGUCUGUGAACAAUUCAGCACCUGAGACAUUGUGUCAUCAUGCAAGUUUCAUGUUCAUUUCAGUUAAGUUAAGUGACCGGUGAAGCAUCACUGAGUUUGGUGAACAUACACAGUAAGUUUUGUAGUGUUAAAUCAACACUUAGGAAGUCCUACUCUCAAAUUGGAAAUUUGUGUUCCAGAGUUUUUGAAGUGGUUGGUUCAGCUAUUCACUUGCAGCAUUUGCAGUGCUGUGAGGCAUGGACUUGAGAAUUCUCAGAUUUUUCUGUUUCAUUUUUCUACAGCCAUCUGUAGAAAUGCCCUCGCAUUCUAUUUACAAAGCAGCAGAGGAUCUAGUUUGAAAGUGUUUCUAGGUGAGCCAAUGCAAGGCCUCUGUCUUUAUUCUUCUAUGCAACUUAAUGUUUACUCCCUCAUUUCAGCACUUUUGUAGAGCAUUUGUAUGUCUUCAGUAUGGUAAAUAUUAUUACAGUAUAUUGUAUCGCACAACAGUGUUACUAUUUUCAGUGUUAAAUGCCAUUUAAGCCCUGUUUCGGUUCCUCAGGUGUACAAGAGUCAGACAUUUAAAUUUGCCUGCACUGAUAUUCUAUUUUAUUUGAUAAGCCUAUAAAGGGACCUUUGUGGGCAUGCUAAUGUAUCCAGAGGGGCAUUACCAGUGAACAUCUAUUGAAUAUAUGAAGAUUACAUUUUUGGCAUUUUUUUCUUUAAUAAAACUUUUGUUUGAUUUAAGAAGACAUGGGGAAUAUCACUGACGAUGAUGUAUGUUGCAUGGCAACAACCCAUUUCUACAGCAACAACCUAUUUCUGGCAUGCAGAGAAAUACCUGUCGUUUUUUGAUUUUGUUGGCAUUUAAGUAAAUGUGUGCAAAUAUAAUUCUGAGCUUUCUUGACUAUUUCCAUUUAUUUGUCAUGCUGUCUAGCCUGGCUAUACAAUAUUGUUUUAAAAUUGGAAAAAAAAGUAAAAUUAGCAGUUGGCCGUGGGGCAGGUUUCUACAUCAGGCAUAAAUAAACAUGUUGAGAUGCUUAUUAUUUUUACCUGUGCUCUAACAUGUGAUUUCACAGACUGCAUCAUGGGCCUGACUUAAUAGCCAUGGUUAUCAGGAUAGGAUGGAGAAAUAAACUGGCUGUAACAAAUA